This is a messenger RNA of Amphimedon queenslandica, 1065 nucleotides long. Its product is annotated as recQ-mediated genome instability protein 1-like. Gene Ontology annotation, biological process: double-strand break repair via homologous recombination; resolution of meiotic recombination intermediates. Gene Ontology annotation, cellular component: RecQ family helicase-topoisomerase III complex; nuclear body. The record is from RefSeq and is a predicted model, not a curated record. NCBI's taxonomy places the organism in Eukaryota, Metazoa, Porifera, Demospongiae, Haplosclerida, Niphatidae. Bases 10 to 1038 code for a protein of 342 amino acids. Gene Ontology annotation, molecular function: nucleotide binding. The transcript is spliced from 8 exons.
GAUCAAAUAAUGGCAGGAGUGGAAGCAUCAGUCCUUGAUUCGAGCCUUGAUUAUAUGAAGAGAAGAGGAGUUUCCCUCAGUAGAAACUGGCUAAAGGCUUGUGUAGCAAGCAUCAGACAAUCCCAUCCUCACUCUUUUCACAAUAUUAAUGAGGCAGUAUACACCACCUGGAUCAAUACUGAUAUGAAAGAGACCUCUCUCCCCUCACUGCCACCUGCCAUCCUUCAAGAACCAUCAGGAAUACUAACUGGCUCUCAUAUCGUACAGAUUGAGUCAAUUGUUAAUGUAGGAUCGUCUGCCUACAGUCAGUUAAUGAAACUAAAAGGAAAAGAUACUGCAGAAGAAAAUGAAACUAGCAAUGUGGAGAUGAAUAAACCAACUCGUAUGCUUCACCUCAAACUAACUGAUGGAGGUCUAACUAUUAAUGGAAUGGAAUAUUCGCUGAUUAGAUCAGUCAAUACUGACUCAUCACCUGGUAUUAAAAUAUGUUUGAAUGGCCCUAUCAGAUACAGAUUAGGUACUUUGCUAUUAACUGAUGAUAAUGUCAGUGUGUUAGGAGGAGCUGUUGAGGACCUAGUGAAUAUUAAUAAUCAAGGGAAAGUACUAGCCAGAGAAUUAAACAGAGAAGAUUUAAUCAGUGAAGGAGAAGGAAGAGAAACUACUGAAGCAUUAGAUCCAGAAUUAAUUAUGUUAAUAUCGAUCAAUGAAUUGAAGCCAUUACUAAGAACACACAAAGCACCACCUACUGUAUAUGUGAAGGCAACUAUAUUGAAGUUGAAUGGGUCCCUAUCUCCUGAUAGAGGAGUGUGGUACCUACAAGUAACAAUAGCUGAUGGUACAGGAGAGAUGCCUGCUGUACUGGGGAAUGCACCACUAGAAAUAUUAAUAGGAAUCAAUGCUAGAGACUUUUACAGUGUACCACGAACACAAGGGGAAGAAGGACUGAGGAAAUGUAAAGAAGUAUUGUCAAGGUUACACUGUGUGAUGGAGCUAACAAUAACUAAUGAACCAACUAUAACUAGAUUAUUAGAUGUAUAGAAGAAAAUAUAUAAUAAUAAUUAAUUU